Molecule: messenger RNA, 915 nt
Organism: Acanthosepion pharaonis
Lineage: Eukaryota; Metazoa; Mollusca; Cephalopoda; Sepiida; Sepiidae
Source: the annotation of a GenBank genome assembly
AUGGUGGAGUUGCCGCUCACCGGACACAUGUAUAUCUGUACGUUGCCGACGAACACAGUAGUACUCCUCGUCUGGACAGAUGGAUGCCAUUUGGUAAAUAAAAGUAUAUUCUGUUGCUGGGUACCAUUUUGUUUCUUCUUUUUUCUUUCUUUCUUUCCCUUCUUUUUGUUUUAUUACCAAUUUUUCUUUGCAUGUUGCUUUUAUUUUCAUUUUAUUCUUCAUUUCCAUGUUUCUCACUGUAUUUGCUUGUUUGACUGUUUCAUUGUUUCUGUCUUUCUCGUAACCUUUUCCCUGUGUUUCUUUGUUUCUUUCUUUCUCUUGCAAUUUUUCCUUUGUUUCCUUUUUGUUUCUUUCUUUCCCUUACCGUUUUCGCUUUCUUCCUUUUGUUUUUUCUCUUUCUUUCUUUCUUUCUUUCUUUCUUUUUCUUUCUUUCUUUGCUUCUAUCUCUCUGCAUUUGUUUGUUUCUUUCUCAUUCAUUUUCUUUUUUUCUUUCUUUCUUUCUUUCUUUCUUUCCUACUUUCUCACUUUCUUCCUUCUAUUAAUUCAUUCAUUCUUUCUUUCUUUCUUUUUUUCUUUCUCUUACCAUUUUCCUUUUGUUUGUUUCCCCUUUAUUUAUUUAUUUCUCUUAUCUUUUUUUUGCUUUCUUUCUUUUUUCAUUGUAUCUUUCUUUUUCUUUCCUUCUUUUACCAUUGUUGCUUUGUUUGUUUUUCAUAUUUCUUUGUUUCUUUCUACCUCUGUAUUUGUUUGUCUGUUUCCUUCUUUGCUUCUUUCUUUCUUUCUUUCUUGCGACAUUUUUACUUUGUUUGCUUCUUUCUUUCUUUCUUUCUUUCUUUCUUUCUUUCUUUCUUUCUUUGUCAAUAUUUCAAAUGUUUCAUUUCCGAGGUUUUUCACUUACUAUUUCUUCUUUCUUUUUAA